UUCUUAUUAAUUAAUACUCCGUAUAAUAUUCUCUGUGUUUUCAAAAUAGUUCAUGUAUAUUAUGAUUUUUGGCAGCUUUGUUUUUGUAAUUUGACUUCUCAUAUCUUUAGCAUUGAAGAUCUCGUUUGACAUCCGCGUUAGAGAUCAAACCUCAAAAAUAAAACAACUUUCCAAGCACAAAAAAAUAAUAAUAAUCGUACAUAAAAAAUGGUAGGGCCAUCGGAGAAUGUCAAGCCUGCCGGAGCGGCUGCCGGAACAGCCGACCAAGCCUCCCCAAAGUUGCCAUCGCCGGGGCGGCAGCACGCCGGAGUGCUCCACCAGACUCGGAAGGCGUCGGUCUGCCCGGCAAAAAUGGCCGCCGGUGGACUCGCCAUUGCCGCCACCAUAGCCUACUUUACGUUGUACUCCAAGAAAAAGCCGGAAGCCACCGCCAUUGACGUAGCAAGGGUUGCCACCGGCACCGGAACUCCGGCCAACACCCGUCCUCGCAAUUAAACUCGUGCACGUGCACGCACUUAAUUUGCACCAAGAUUAUUUAUUAUUAUUUUUGCAGUAUUUUGAUUUUUAUUAUAUAUUUUGAGAAAUCGUUAUUUUAAGAUUAAUCAACUUUUCGUAGUUUUCGUUUAAAUUCAUUUCUUUUCAGGUUAAAUUGGGCAUUUAUUCUGUCUACUGUAUUUAUUACUCGUAAUUGAUUAGCAACAAUAAGAACAUGCAAUGAAAGGAUGUGCUUGGG
Cuscuta campestris is the source of this 733-nucleotide messenger RNA. Lineage: Eukaryota; Viridiplantae; Streptophyta; Magnoliopsida; Solanales; Convolvulaceae. The record is from the annotation of a GenBank genome assembly.